AUGUCGAGAGCAGGGAGCAAGCGGGACAAGUUCGCCGAACUGCGCGCCCUUCGAGAGUCCGGCAAAAAGAAGUUCGACACAUACGAGGUCGAAGAGGUGGAAGAUCUGUACGAGGAGGUCGACGAGAACCAAUACAAGAAGAUUGUGCGCCAACGUCUUAACGAGGACGAUUUCGUUGUUGACGACAACGGGGAGGGCUAUGCGGAUGAUGGCCGAGAGGAGUGGGAUCGCAUACCAGCUGCCUAUGACUCGGAAAGCGAGGAUGGAGUUGAAGAACGAAAGGAGCGUAAAUCCAAGAAACAGCGAGACGAGGAAAAGGCGAAACGGGACGCCAAUGAUCGAAAUAUUACCGAAUACUUCACCAAAGGCGCCACCAAGACACAGCCCAAACCCAAGGUCGUUAAGACAGAAGAUGACGACAAAUUUCUUGCCGACCUCCUCGGAGAGGUUGACGCCAAUGUUCCCGCCCCCGUCGUGAGAUCAUCCAAGAAGAGAGACCGCUCAGCCGAAAGGAGAACGACCCGCGCCCUUUCUCCAGCACGAGAAGCCCGUCAACCGGCCCCCAAGAAGAAGAAGGUGAUCGAUGACAGGCUUUCUUCACCAUCCCCCGACUAUGAUAUGAGUGAGGACAACUUCUUGCCUCCUGCCGAGGACGAGCCAGUAGCAGCUCCGGAUGUCAUGAUGAGCGAUCCUCCGUUGCCAUCUUCCCCUGCUGCAAAGGUUGCGCAACGGAGAGUGCAACCAAAGGCUGUCAUAGAAGAGGAGGAAGAGGACGAAGAUAUGAUGGAGGUUGCUCAUACUGGCGCGGUAACUGCUGCUAGCGUCAACAUCUCUGCUUCUCGUCCGGUCAAAAAGAUUAUCAAGGCGGAGCCUCUGCCCAGCGCCGCUAUUACAUCGUCCCCUAUGAAGGCUGCCGAGCCUGCCAUUGACGCCUCCUCUUGGAACGGCCUAAACCAAAAAUUAAACGUCGUUGGAAACUCGCAGGCCGAGGCCAGAGGGAUAGGCAAGAUCGACUACAAGGAUGCUAUCGAGGAAGAUGGCAGUCUCAACCUUUUCUGGACCGACUACACAGAAGUCAACGGGAGUCUCUGUCUUUUUGGAAAGGUACUCAACAAGAAGACCAAUCACCAUGUCAGUUGCUUUGUCAAGAUUGACAACAUCUUGCGCAAGCUGUAUUUCUUGCCCCGCAAGACCCGUGUUCAGGGUAAGGUCGAUACUGGAGAAGAGGUUGAAAUGAUGGAUGUCUACAACGAGGUCGACGCCAUCAUGACCAAGAAGAAUGUUGGCAUGUACAAGAUCAAGGCUUGCACUCGAAAGUACGCCUUUGAACUUCCCGACGUCCCGAAAGAGGGUCAGUACCUCAAGCUUCUCUACCCCUACACCAAGGCCCCCAUCGACAUGAACACUACCGGAGAGACCUUUUCACAUGUUUUUGGCACCAACACAGCUCUGUUUGAGCAAUUUGUCCUGUGGAAGAACAUCAAGGGCCCUUGCUGGUUGAAGAUUGAAGAUGCCGAUUUCGGCGCGUUGAAGAACUCGUCUCACUGCCGUUUGGAAGUCUUGGUGGAUCAUCCCAACAUGGUCGCGCCCUUCAAGGACAGCGAGAAUGUGGAAGCGCCUCCGUUGACUCUCAUGAGCAUUGCCCUGCGCACCAUCUUCAACGCCAAGGCCAACAAGCAAGAGAUUCUUGCCAUUAGCGCGAGAAUCUACGAGGAUGUCUCUCUUAGUGACACCACACCUGCCGACAAGCUGCCAUGUCGAACAUUUACUGUUGUUCGGCCCCAGGGUACUGCUUUCCCCUUGGGCUUUGAAACGAUGGCCAAGGAGCGCAAGAGAGGGCUCAUCAAGCUCGUGAAGGAGGAGUCAGCCAUGUUGUCUUUCUUCCUAGCGCAGGUGGAUGUGGUGGAUCCAGAUGUCAUCAUGGGUCAUCAACUAGAGGGCGUGGACUACAGCAUUCUACUUAACCGCCUUCACGAGAAGAAGACUCACCAGUGGUCUCGUCUGGGAAGGCUGAGAAGAAGCCAAUGGCCGGCAUCGAUGGGCAAGGUUGGCGGCAACGUAUUCGCCGAGCGCCAGAUCAUGUCUGGACGACUGCUCUGCGAUCUUGCCAACGACGCCGGCAAAUCAGUCAUGAUGAAGUGUCAGUCCUGGAGCUUGACGGAAAUGUGCAAUCUGUACCUGCCUACCGACGUUCCUCGCAGGGAUCUCGACAAUGAAGCAGCGCUCAAGAGCUUGGCUGUGACGAAAGACGGCCUUAUGGACUACAUCUCGCAUGCUGAGAUUGAUACGUACUACGUUGCUGCUUUGGCUCUCCGAACUCAGAUUUUGCCGUUGACCAAGGUUCUUACCAACCUUGCUGGUAAUUCUUGGGCCAGGACGCUGACGGGUACCCGUGCUGAGCGCAACGAGUACAUUCUGCUGCAUGAGUUCCAUCGGAACAAGUAUAUCUGCCCAGACAAGGAGCCUUUCAAGGGUCGUGCUCGGCCUGAGGAUGAGGAAGACGGUGGCGAGGCUGGUAAGAAGAAGGAUAAGUACAAGGGUGGUCUCGUUUUCGAGCCCGAGAAGGGUCUGUAUGACAAGUUUGUUCUUGUCAUGGACUUCAACUCGCUGUAUCCCUCCAUUAUUCAGGAGUACAACAUCUGCUUCACUACUGUUGAUCGAACGUUUUUGGAAGAUGGCGUGCCACAGGUCCCUGAGAAACAGGACCUCGGUGUUCUCCCCAGACUCAUCGCCACCCUCGUCGAUCGCCGUAGGCAAGUCAAGAGCCUAAUGAAGGACAAGACCGCCACCCCCGAACAGCUUGCAACAUGGGACAUCAAGCAGCUCGCCCUGAAGCUAACAGCCAACUCCAUGUACGGCUGUCUGGGAUACACCAAAUCCCGCUUCUACGCCCGACCCCUCGCCGUCCUCACCACCUUCAAGGGCCGCGAGGUUCUCCGCAGCACCAAGGACCUCGCCGAGAGCAUGCAGCUCCAAGUCAUCUACGGCGACACCGACUCGGUCAUGAUCAACGCCAACGUCGACAACGUCGCCGACGCCCUCCGCGUCGGCCGCGAGUUCAAAGCGGCCGUCAACGGCAGCUACAAGAAGCUCGAAAUCGACAUUGACAACAUCUUCCGGCGCAUCCUCCUCCAAGCCAAGAAAAAGUACGCCGCUGUCAACCUGGUGGAGACGGACGGGAAGUAUGUCGAGAAGAUGGAGAUCAAGGGUCUGGACAUGAAGCGCCGCGAGUACUGUCCUCUGUCGAGGGAGAUCUCGAAGAAACUUCUGGAUGAGAUCUUGUCAGGCAAUGACAUUGAGGACUCGGUGCAGAAAAUCCAUGAUUACCUCCGCGAAAUCUCGUCCAAGAUGCGCGAGGGGAAGGUUCAGAUCCCAAAGUACAUCAUCCUCACCCAGCUGGGCAAGUCGCCUACCGAGUACGGCCAGAACGGGGAUACGAUGCCCCAGAUCCAGGUCGCGCUGCGGGAGAUGGCGAGGGGGAAGACAAUGCGGAAGGGGGAUGUGGUGUCGUACAUCAUUACCGGCGACGCGAAGCAAUCCUCGGAGCACUUUGCCAAGCGGGCGUACACACCCCAGGACGUGCUAAAGGCUGGGUCGGAGCUGAGCCCGGAUGUGGAGUGGUAUAUUGGGAAGCAGAUCUUUCCUCCGGUUGAGCGUCUUUGCGCGAAUAUCACCGGGACUUCUACAAGUCAGUUGGCGGAGAAUCUUGGGUUGGACCCGCGGAGGUUUGCGAACAACAACUCCAACUCUGGGAGUGGUUCUGCGGGGGGACAGGAUCUGGAGAUUCACCCGCUGGAGUCGCAGAUUCCGGAUCAGGUUCGGUUUGCGGAUUGUAAACGGCUUUUGUUGAGGUGUAGGGCGUGUAAGGGGACGUCUGCGUUUGAGGGGUUGUUGGGGUCGGUGGAGAUGGUUACGCCGAAGGGGCUUGCCUGCCCUUCUUGUUCGGCUACGCUGUCUACACUCUCUAUUGUUGCGCAGGUGGAGGCGCAGGUGAGGGAGCAGACGUCGCGGUAUUAUGAGGGGUGGCUUGUCUGCGGGGAUGCGGAUUGUGGCAACCGAACUAGACAGAUGUCUGUCUAUGGGGACCGGUGUCUUGGGCCGAAGGGGCUGGGGAGGGACUGCAUGGGGAGGAUGAGGUGGGAGUUUGGGGAGAGGGAUAUGUAUAACCAGCUCGUGUACUUUGCUUCGUUGUUUGAUGUUGACAAGGCCAAGGAGAAGGCUACGAGCAGGGCGACGGGGGGUGAGACGGGGGAGGUGGUGACUGGGGAGACGAGGGAGAGGGUGAUGGUUAUGGCGGAGCAUAAUAGGGUUCGGUUUGGGACUGUGAAGGGGGUGGUGGAUAGGUAUCUGGAUAAGUGUGGGAGGCAGUGGGUGGCGAUGGAUACUUUGUUUGGGAAGUUGGGGUUUGUGGCCAACUGA
Messenger RNA from Podospora anserina S mat+, 4419 nucleotides. RefSeq lists its product as uncharacterized. Gene Ontology annotation, cellular component: alpha DNA polymerase:primase complex. The record is from RefSeq and is a predicted model, not a curated record. The coding region runs from base 1 to 4419 and encodes 1472 amino acids. The transcript is spliced from 3 exons. Gene Ontology annotation, molecular function: pyrimidine nucleotide binding; DNA-directed DNA polymerase activity; chromatin binding. Lineage: Eukaryota; Fungi; Ascomycota; Sordariomycetes; Sordariales; Podosporaceae. Gene Ontology annotation, biological process: DNA replication; leading strand elongation; mitotic DNA replication initiation.